Molecule: messenger RNA, 1353 nt
Organism: Nomia melanderi (Alkali bee)
Lineage: Eukaryota; Metazoa; Arthropoda; Insecta; Hymenoptera; Halictidae
Gene: TBC1d7
Product: TBC1 domain family member 7
Biological process (GO): activation of GTPase activity; negative regulation of TOR signaling
Molecular function (GO): GTPase activator activity
Source: RefSeq, a predicted model, not a curated record
UUUACCGGCUAAUAAACCUACAAAGUUCAAGAAAGAGGUGCUGGAGGGCGUAUCGUCAGGUUAUGAUUACAGCUGUGAAAUAUUUUGAAUCUAAAAUUUUCAAAAUAUUGAAUAAAAAUACACAUAAAUCUAAAAAUUGAAUUUACAGAAUAAUGACAGACGAAAGAAAUUUUCGUUCCUCUUAUUAUGAGAAGAUGGGAUUUCGUAGCGUUGAGGAAAAGAAAUCCUUAGAAAUAUUAUUGAAAGAACGUCCCUUCGAUAAAGCAAAAUUGAAACAGUUCUGCUUACGAUUUACAGUGCCAACAAUACAUAGAACUUUCUUAUGGAAAAUAUUGUUGGACGUGAUACCAGUGUACGUAGACAGUCAUGAAUUUAUAUUGAAUCAAAGAAAAGCGGAAUUCCAGGACUUGCAGAAAGCACUUAAAGUUACCAAGAUUUUAGACGAUUGCACAAAACCACAUUUGAUGUUCCUUACCAUGUGGUUAUUACGCAAUAGACGAGCUAAACUCGACAUGAGUGCUCAGUUAGAAAUACCUCUUCAUAGUCAUUUCAGAGCUAUGAGUAGAAUGGCUGAAACAUUAUGGCACAUUAUAGAUAUCGAUUCGGAUGAAAAAAAAUUGGUGGACACAUAUUGGAUAUUGUGUGGUCUAUUAGACCAAGUACAAAAGUUUCAUAAAGAAGUGAAUAGGUUGCAGGAAUGUACUUGUACUUUGUUAGAAAGGGAAGAUCCAGAACUAUAUAAACAUCUUAUUAAAAUUGAGGCACUUCAUAACAUUCCAUACGAUGUUUGGUUCUGUUCGUGUUUUGCAGGAACAAUAUCUAAUGGUUCUAUAGCAAAAAUUUGGGAUAAAAUAGCUGUGGGUGCACAUAGAAUUUUAAUUUUUGUUACUGUAGUUACGCUGACAACAUUAAGACGACUCUUAUUACGAUGUGAAAAUAUAGACGGUGUAUUAGACACUAUUAGUAAUAUAACAGAAGAAACUUCAGAAAUAAUUGUUAACAAAGCAAUUGAAUCUUGGCAGCAAAGUGGCUCAACAUUGACAACCAUUUCACAAAUAGUAUAAAUGAAAUUAAAAUGAUAGAAUAAUAUUUGUAUUAUGUGAUAAAAUGUAAAUAUGUAAAAAAAAAUCUGUUGUAAGUGAAAAUUUAUUUGUUAAACAUAUGUAUCUUGUAUCUUAAAAAUAAUUAUUUUUAUUAAUGCAUCCGUCAUACAUUUUACAUAUACAAUUACUUAAUUUAUUGAGGUGUUAAGUCUUAAACUGGACUUCCUAAUAUUGUGAUUCUUUUGUUUUCUUCUUUGCAAUGUUAUAUUACAACAGUGUUAAUGUACUCCAGUGUAUAAGAGCAAGUUAA